AGCGUUAAUAAGGGACGAGGACGGCACGUUCUUAGGCACAAUAGGCUCUGUCCUAUCUCAGUCAGAAUGGGAAUGGAAUGGUGAUCCGAAUAGGGGAUUGGGGGACUACAGGAUACCGUUGGAGAUGCUGACCACCCUAACAGGAGAACGUAUCAACGUUAGUAGCAUCGCGCCACACAAAGGAAUAAUACGAACUGAUCAGUGUAUUUACCGAGCGGCUUGGCAAGCGUACGAGUGUCACGACCUCGACUACAAAAUGCUGAUAAUAGAGAGCCUUGACGCGGACACGGAGACCCGGCGGCUGUCACCUGUCGCUGUUCUCUGUGACGGGUAUCUGGACCUAAUAAAUGGACCCCAGGACCACAGUGGCUGUAGGAUAGGCAACUGUCGUAAACGGCUUUCUACGUUCAUGGCUAUUGUAGCUACAGGGAAGCAUUACCUACUUCAUUUUACAACUACAAGCCCACAGACGUUGCGAUUCUUCCUAUUGAACUCCAACGAUAACCAGGUCGUUACCUUAGGUAUAUGGUACUCUCAAUCCAACCGUCGAGAUGUGUAUGUGAAUGACGAACUAGUUCUAGCAAAGAACGCUAGAAUGGUUAAUGGUAAAUAUGUAGUCGAUCCGCCUUCAUAUCCAGGUGAAUUCGUUCCGGCUACAGACUCCAGUGAUGUCACCGGAACUAAUUUCUUCGACAGGGACUCAAAUAUUUUGUAUGUUUUAGUUAGAGGCAGCAGUCCAGUCAAAAUAGUAACAAAUCCGUCGUUUAUCGUCUCAUUUCAAAUACCAGCAUUGACAGCAGAGGAGUUCUACGGGGAAGCAUUAAUACAUAAUUUAGCUUUGUUUUUCGAUGUACCGCCGGAGAAAAUCAGGGUAGUUAAUGUUGUGAGGGAGUCUGGAAGAAGAAGAAGACGACGAAGAGAUGUAGCUGAGGAUAUGGAGAUUCAAUUUGAAAUCAGUGAUCCCCCAAAAACAGAUGGGAACGCUACAGAAAACGAAACAUUGACAACGGAAUCCUUGUUGAACAUAUCAUCAAAGUUUAUCAAUGAGGUGCAGGGAGGAAAGGACUUAAGUAAGGCACUCAAUGUGACUAUAAGCAGUAUUGCUGUGAGUGAACCGCUUCCUGAGGUACGUGAAGACGGGGAAUACAUAAUAGAAGACUCCGAUGGGAAACUGACAAUACCAAAGAGUAUGAACAUAACCAUACAGCCGUCUGCGUCAUACGAAACUGUACAAUUUCCUACACAACCCUCUCUGAAAGUGUAUGAUGAGCAGGAUCAACCGAUGACAAAGUUGGGCAGUAUUGGCGACCCUUGGCAGAUGACUGCAUAUCUGAUAUCCGGCGCUAACCUAUCUGCCACACUACAUGGUACUACAACCGUAGAUGUGGUUGGAGGAUGGGCGAAUUUCACCGACCUUACCGUAUCCCAUUACGGGAACGACUUCUGUCUUCACUUUAAUAAGACUUACCCAAUUAACGAAAAACAUUUAUCUACUCAAUCAGACACCUUUUCUGUUGCGAAGUUAGAGGUCGCUUUGAGUAAUAAUAUAUCUACAGAACCCUUAGUUAUGAACAACGCUACCGAAAUGAGGAUUAAUUUGAUAGACAACACCACAAGACAUCGAAUCAGCGACAUAGCAUGGAGGGGCCAUAAUUGGACAGCAACAGUCAGUCUCGUGAAUGCGUCGGAUACUACGGGGAACAUGUCAGGGUCUCUCCAGGCGAUAUUUGAUCCCGACACUGGUGAAGCUGUGUUUGAUUCAUUGACAUUCGAUCAGAUUGGCUUAUACUUUUUGACAUUUCAUGUAACUUCUUCCCCAGAAGAGUAUGAUAUUAACGACAAUGUCCAGGUCCAGGUAGUUAAUGAAAAGCAGUUUGCCCUACUCAACGACAACACAACGAUCGUCACCAAUAUAACCGUAACGUUUGAGGAAAAUUACCAGCAGAUUGUGGGGGAUAACGAGGCCAGUUUCGGAGCCAUGAUCGCUAAUAUAUUUGCACAACAAAAUCCUGAUGUACUGUUGUAUCUCGUAUCAGUUAAGGAAGGGAGCAUAGUAGUCAGACUAGCGAUGAGAAGUCAAGCAGGCGAUAUCAACAGUACCGUGGAAUCAAUCUAUGAAAUAGUGAAAUCCGGCAACUUUAAUUUCAAUGGCGUAAACCUGAAAUCCCCGGAACUUCGUGUGAAUGAAAUAGAUGUUUCAUCAGUCACAACAACGAAAGUUGUUCCAACAUCAAUGGUACCUAAAACCACAGCACCGGAUACUACAACUACAACGGCGGUAACUACGACAUCAGCGGUGGAUGUAACAACUACAACACCGGUUACUACGACAACAACACCGGUUACUACGACAACAACACCGGUUACUACGACAACGACGGUGGAUACUACCACUACACCACCGGUUACUACGACAACGACGGUGGAUACUACCACUACAACACCGGUUACUACAACAACUGUUGACAUUACGACUACAACACUAGUUACUACGACAACAACGGUGGAUACUACCACUACACCACCGGUUACUACGACAACAACGGUGGAAACUACCACUACCCCACCGGUUACUACGACAACGACGGUUGAUACUACCGCUACACCACCGGUUACUACAACAGCUGUUGAUAGUACGACUACAUCACCGGGUACUACUACGACAACGCCGGAGGAAACUUCGACUUCAACAUCGGUUGCUUCGUCAACAACGACGGAUACUACGACUUCAACACUGUUAACUACGACAACUGUGGAUUCUUCGAAAUCAAGUAACAAGAAUUCUGGGAUGUCCUUUCCUACACUGAUUGUAAUUGUCACUACUCCAUCAGUACUUUUAGCGGGAAUAGUUGUUAUUUUUCUCAUUAUCAAAUGCAACAGACUGCGACAUCAGGAUGCAAGAGAACAACUAACCUGGAAGGAUUCAUCGAUGGUCGCUGACAAUUUUCACACGACAGAAAACCAACAAGGAAGAAACGAAUAUCCCUACUCGUCACCUUUUUCGAUUACCAACAAUAUGAAGUCAUAUCAAACGCAACUACCACGCAUACAAACCAAUUCUGUCUUGAGGUCAGUUACCCCAACGAUAACGCCAUCGAAUUUCGCAUACCUUGGCGUCGGUGAUAACGGACAUUCUUCUCGGACAUUUUACACAGGAAAACAACAGAACAGGUUCAAUUAAUUAUCAUGUAUGGGUACUAUGUCCAAAAUCGUUGCAACAUUGGUUAGCAAAAUGAUAAGAAUCAAAGGUUUUAAUUUUCUCAAUUUAUUAAGUACAGUGAACUUAAAUUAUUACACCAGAUUAAAGUUGUGAUCACUAUUAAAUGUGCUGAUUAUGUUAAGGUAUUCCAAACAUGAUGCAUUCCAAAAUUGAAAAUGGGACUGCCAUACAUCCUCGGAAUUCAAAACAAUAUUUAAUGAUUUUCUUAUGCUUGUAUGCAUCUCUGUAUACUAUCUUUAAAAGUUUAGCGGUAUUUUCGGAGAGUUUAAUAUUUGAAUUGUUUGUAUAUAUAACCUUUUAACCACUUAACAAUAAUUUGUGAUGAGAGUUCUGUUGAUACCGCAUAAAUGUCUGUAACAAACCUAUGUUAUAACAUGAUGGCCAAGUUAAUUACUUCAGAUAAUGUGCUAGAAGAUGUACCUUACGUACACAUGUUACAUGAAAAUCGGAAUGCUUAUGUUUAAAAGAUACAACAUAUAGAUGAUCUGGAAGGUGUCCAUGGAAAUUUAUUACAACUAUUAAUUAUUUUAAAUUAUUGAUUAAGUUAGAUACUCCAGAACCAUUUCAUCUCAUUGCGCCCUUCAUACAAAAAAGUGUAACAUAAUCGGUGUAAGGCACCUGUAUUGGCUUCCUCUGAUUAUGUCAUAAUCUUUGUAAUUAUUAAUGUUCUACCUGUAUGUAGAUUUAGAGAGGAAGACAUGAACGCAGAUAAAGUACGUCCAAUGGGAAUUUUACUUUUCUUUUACAGAUUUAAACAUUUGUAUAUGUCUACACGUUGAUCAAACACGUGUCUACUCAAAUACGCUACCGAAAUUGGUAAACGGCCAUAACACGUUUUAAACUGUGCUAUAAAGUUGCAAAUGAAUUUGUUUUCAUCUGAGCAUAUAGCAUUUAUUUUAUUCAUCAAAACGUUUAGAGUGCGAAAUGGCUUUGAUGUAACCAAGUCAGAAAACAAGAAAAAAAUUCCUUCGUCGAUAAUAUUAAUUUUUGAAGUUGUACUAUAUACGACAUCACGUGCCUAUUUUACCACGUGACAUAUCACAGGACCAUCAAGUAUGUUGACAAGUACACGAACCGCUCAUGACUCUUUUAAAUAUUGUUAUAUAUAACUAUAUUAAGUAUCUUAAUAUUCCUUGUUUUGUUUACCUGUAUAGCCAGAAACGUGUUUCUAUAUAAUCGAUAGUUCGUAUAAUCUAGACAUUUAAUUAAUCAAGUAGUUUUAUGUUUUUUAGGAAUUUGCAACUAUUUGUAAGGAGAACAGUUAUAUAUUCCGAACAGAUAUAUCUGUUAGUGAAUUCGCGAUUAAGAUCGGGAUUCAUUAUCAGAUAAUCAAACACCUAUUGCGUCACGUGAUAUGUUUACAUUUUUGUCACAACAAAUGACGAUGGAACUGAUAUCACCUGUGUACAAGAGUGUAUUAAGAAACUUAAAUCAUCCUAUGUAUAAUGAUAAAUGUAAAUGUUUCAAUUAAUCAUAUUAUUCUCCGACGAAAGAUACAUUGUAUCUUACACCUUUUAUUUUAAGAUGUUGUGGGUAAUAACAUGUAAUAAUAUUAACAUGUCUCGGAAACUUAUACAACAAUUUAACGUUAAACCAUAGUUCAAAAAUGAUAUAAGUUUUACACUAAUUGUGCGACAGUGUUAUUUCCACAGAUAACUAUCCUUCGGACAAUUUCUUUAGUUGUGUUUUAUGUUUCCCUUUAUUUUUAGAAUAGAUAGAUUCCAUGACUAAGUAUUUAAUUGGUACACAGGAAAUCGAUAUAUAAAUGGUUAUCCUCCAGGAACGCUGUUAUAAAAUGCAUGCAGUUUAAAAAAGGUGAAGCUAAAAUCGGUCACAUAGGUUUAAUUUGUCUUUAAAAAACAUUGUAAGUAAUUGGAAGGUAUUUUAAUUUCCUUUUGAGAGGUUGGUGUUUAUUUCAGAGAGUAAAGUAAAGGACAAUAACAUGAUGUUUAACAAAGAUGGUGUGUUAUUAAUAUGUAAGUAAACAUGUAUCAUAUUUCUGUAUUCCAGAAUAAAUAUU
This is a messenger RNA of Mizuhopecten yessoensis (Yesso scallop), 5240 nucleotides long. RefSeq names its product mucin-3A-like. The coding region runs from base 125 to 3181 and encodes 1018 amino acids. The record is from RefSeq and is a predicted model, not a curated record. NCBI's taxonomy places the organism in Eukaryota, Metazoa, Mollusca, Bivalvia, Pectinida, Pectinidae. The transcript is spliced from 10 exons.